Molecule: messenger RNA, 5254 nt
Organism: Mugil cephalus (flathead mullet)
Lineage: Eukaryota; Metazoa; Chordata; Actinopteri; Mugiliformes; Mugilidae
Gene: slf2
Product: SMC5-SMC6 complex localization factor 2
Exons: 21
Coding region: 148-4452 (1434 amino acids)
Source: RefSeq, a predicted model, not a curated record
CGACUCCCACAAUGCGGUUCGUGUGUUGUCGGACGAUUCGGUUACAGGCGGGAGAAGAUCUUGUGACAUGAUUUCAGCUUUGGGGCCCUUCGGAAACGCAUCACCGCCUCCCCGUGUAGCUAUAGACAGCUGCCGCGUCACCUCAAUAUGAGAAAAGCGACAGAAAAUGAAGGGAAGACUCGAAUACUCGCGGAAUGCUUCUCUCCGGGGAAUAAAGUCAAGGACUUUGCCUCCCAGCGGCGCUCCUUACCCCACUUCACAUCUUUACACCAGGAGACUCCAAUGAAGCCCUCUCAGGUCCCUAACCGGCUUUCUCAUCCACCUCCGAGGAGAGUGUUGCCACUUCAGCCUGAGUUGUGCUACAGAGACAGAAUGGAUCCUCAUUCCACGGGACCGAUACAUUCACCAGGGUUCGCUCCAAGCAUCCCAUCUCAUAUUGGUUCCCCAGUGAAUAGGCCCCAUCACAUUGUAAAGGACAGACUGGGCCCUCCAAAGCAACUGCCUCAACAUCCAGUGCUGUUUCCAGGCAGCCCAGUUCACACUGGAACUUCAGCUAAUAGGCCCCAGCCAAUGCCAAGGGACAGACUGGAUCCUCUGCAGCACUCUGCACAAUCAGGGCGUGUUCCAGUCAUUCCAGCCAACGUAGAUACCUCAACUACAAGACCACAGCCUUCAACUCCCAGUGUAUUUCAUCCUCCAUCCCCUCAAAUCAUAAAAACAAUAAGUAACCACUCCCCAUCCUCCCACAUCAGGAGAGAUCAAGUGGCUGAAUCCAAGGUUACCUCAUCUAACUCAGGAAAUAACAACGUAUCACCACAAAGACAAGACUUAAAUAAGGCUCAGUCCAGUGAUGUGAAGAGUUCCACACUUACUGUGCAGCUUCAUCGGCCUCCCGUGGGCCUCUUGACAUCUGUCAGUACUGACACCAGACUACCCCAAGAAGUUCACCCACGACCCCACUCAGGCUCAGAGCGCUGGCUUCCUGGUAUCAAACAGUGGUCUGCAGGGGGCUACCAGCCUCCUCCAGAUAUGCAGUCUUCAGACAUGACCAGUAAUUACAGUUCAGCCGUCAUGCACGGCUCUGUCACCCCUUGCCAGAGUCAGCAACAUGAACAAAAGCUUCCGAGUGAAUCAUUAAUUCCAGCAGUGGACUUGAAUUGCACUCCUCAGAAGCGGUCUAUGGAGACGGAGUACUGCAAUGACAAUGCCAAGAAACAGUGUCUUCAGGGAGUGAACUCUAGCUCAGACAUGCAGACUACAAAACCUGCUGCUGGCAACUCACCAGACACUCCACUUGCCUUUGAGCUGUCGUCGAAUCAUUCUUCAGUCUCAGAACUGUCACCGAACACCACAAAUGGCCAUCCGUGUAUGGAACCGGCAUGUGGACAGUCGGCAUGCUCAGAGAUAUCAGUAGUGAAACCCACACAGUCCUGCUGCACGUCAAAAACACCAUCGCCAACGGGGGCAAAGCAAGCCUUUAUAAAUUUUACUGAGAGUGAAGUGGUUAAGUUAAAAGAAAUCCGAUCACCUUUGAAUUCAGGGGAAGGAAGUGGGAGAAGAAUAAGUGAGGAAAACGAUAAAAGGGAUAAAUCAAGCACUUUGUUGUCCUCUAAGGUUCCUCAGAGAGACAUAAGAAGCUCAUGCCACACUGAAUCAGGCAGCCGCCACUCUAGUCAUACCUCAGUCUUACCGGUCAAGACCCCGAGCAGAGGUAAUCAUGGGGAGCACAGCAGAAAACCUGACAUUAGCAUUUCCAAACCUGCUUCAAAACCAAAUUCAGGUUUCCCGAGUUCUGGUACAACACAUCGGAAUAAAAUUCAUCGUGUACGAAGACCUGUAGUAAAGUUAGAUGAUAUAAAUGACCUUUUUACUCCCGAUCCCAAGACUUACAUUGUAAACCCUGGAUCUAAGACUGCAAAGCCCAAGAUACAAGGGGAAACAAUCAAAUCACCACCUUCAGAGAAAGUUUCAACCGGCACCGUAACUGGCUCCACUACCGCAGUUACUGUGUCCCCAUGUCACAAACCUCAAAGCUCCACGGUCACGUGCGCUCCACAUAAAGUCUCCUCCUCAGCAUGUGAGACACAAAUGCUCUUGCCGACUGUAACUUUGAAGCGGAUUCAUUUUGAAAAUGUAAUGUCCAUUCCUCCUAAAGACAAGAAAGUCACAGGUAGUCCCAUGACUCCUUUAGGGAUCCAGCCCAAAAAACAGAAUGUUCAGCCUGAUCACAAACACGCAUCUCUGCCUUCCAACAAUUCAGACUCAUGCACAUUAGAAGCUACCUCCUCUGAACCAACGUCUACGUCUUGUUCUCAGUCUCUGCCGCUGGUGAGGCAGAGAAGUGAAGUGGAUCGAAAACAAGCAAAAGACGAGGAUCCGAUAGAUGUGGAGCUGGACCUGGGCCUGCACUUUGAGUUGGAUAUGGAUUUGACCCAGAGCUCCCUUAGCAGUGAGGAGGAAGAGCUGAUUUCUUUACAGGAGAUGAUGGAGCGUGUUGCCAAAUCUCCAGAUAUACCGGAGAAGGGAGCCGCCUCAGGUCCGGAUACACCGGUACAUCGCAGAAGCCAGCCCAAAACUCAACUAUUGCCGUUCACCACAAAGUCAGGUGUGUACAGGAACAGCCUCGACCAGAUGCUGAUGGAUAUCAACACAGACAAAAAAGCGAAAGAGAUCGAGGCACAGCUUCUGACAGCGUGCGAGGAGGACCUGCUGAGGAUAGCUGAAUAUGAGAAGGCGGAGGAGACCCGGGAGGAGGGCAUCUCCGCUCAGCAGCAGGAGUUCCUGCAGCGCUACUCGUUAAUGUCCAGUGCAAUCAGGGAAGUGCCUCCGGGGGAGGAAGUGUUCAACCUGGAGAAGUUCGGCGAGAUCUUUAACCAGAAUACGCUGCAGCUCAGGCGAUGCAUGGUCAAUCCGCAGGGGACAGCACAGAAAACUCUUCUUUGGUCCAGCGCAGCUCAGCUGAGACUGCAUGUGAAUAUUGGAUUGUUCCAGGAGGCUUACAACUGUAGCUCACCCUGUCCAUCUCAGGUUACCCGUUUUCUUUUCAAGAUGAUGUCUGUUCACAGUGAGAGGAUGGUGUCUGAAAAGAUACUCCAAGCACUCUGUGACAUCGCCUGCACUGCUGCUUAUCAGAUAGUUGAAAACAAAUGCCAGCAGUUUGAAGUGUGGGUUCCCAGUUUAGCAGAUGUGACACUGGUUCUGAUGAAUAUGGGGAUUUCCUUUGUUACGCUGUUUCCUUUGGAGAAUCUACUGCCUCCGUUCACAGAAGGAGACUUGCUGGAUGACGUCUAUGUCAAAAGCGAGAGUCCCUCCAGUAACAAGGAGCAGAUCACUUUCCCUGAACACAACUGCAACAACAUCUUGAAGUACCUGUCUUACUGUAUGAGCCUGUGCCCUCGAGCGUACAGCGACAACGAGCUGCUGUUGCUGCUGACGAUGGUCGGCAGGGUCGGCCUGGACACGCGGCUGGUCCUCCGGUCCGGCGUGGAGCUGCACCCUGUACAGUGGAAAAUCGUCAACAACAUCAGGGACUGGGACACUAUGCUGCCCAAAAUCUGUCUGGCCCUCGCUGAUAUGACUAGUGAUCAUCACAACAUGUGUUUACUGGUUCACCUUCUGCCUAACAACACACGUGGAAAACAACUGCGCCGACACUUGAGUCUGUCCAUGAUCUCCAAGUUGUUAGAUGGAAGUUGCACCUACAGACCAACACAAACAGAGUUUCAGCUCUCUGACCUGAGGCCAUACCUUCCCCGAAUGCAACCCUCCACUCUAUUCCAAGGCAUCCAGACGUCCUCUCACGAAGAGGACACGGUCAUUUUAGACCAACAGUCGUACUACCUGUGCUACAGCCUUCUGACUCUGGCAAACGAAGCAAGCAAUUUUCAGUUCUUCCCAGGCCAUCAGAAGGAGCAGCUGCUGAUUUUGUCGUCCGAGCUGGAAACGCAUAUCAAGUGUGACAUCAGAGAGAAUGAGAAGUGUCUGUACCGGACAAAAGUGAAGGACCUGGUAGCCAGGAUUUAUACUAAGUGGCAGAUGCUCCUCCAGAGGACCAGGCCCCUCAAUGGUAAGCUGUAUGAUUAUUGGCAGCCUGGGAACACUGGGAUAAGUCGCGCAGAAGAACAAGACAAUGGAGAAGACACCACAGUAGAAGAAGAGCCUACGAUGGAGGAGAAUGAGGAAGCGGACGAAGCCAAUUUAACCGGAGAGAGUGAUGUGGCAAUGGUUUCUGAGGAUGAAGGAGAGGAGAAAGAAGAGGAGAAAGAAGAGGAGAAGGAAGAGGAGAAGGCGGAAGCAGAGGAAGAUGGUACAACAGACGAUGCAGUAAAACUUGUCAUUGAUCAGUUGAAGCAAGUGAUAACUGAGAUGGCGCCUCGAGCAGCGGAUGAGGAGAUGGAUGGCGCUAACGUAGUGUCUGCUGAUGGGGAGACUCAAGAAAAAUGUGUCCCCUGAUCACAGCAGGUGGUUUAGCUUCAAAGACUUUCUAUUUCUUUCCAGCGCUGCAAUAACUUUAGCCUUAAUGUAAAACUCAAUUUGCACUAUUCACUAGUCUUCCGUAUCUUAUCUUCGACCUUAAGUAAAAAUAUAAAUAUUAAUGUUUAUUUAUGAAUAAAUUCAUUUUAGAAAAGAACGUUUGUUGAGGGCUAAAGGCUCGUCUUUUUUUUUUUUUGCUUAUGGUGCACAAAACAAACUGAAUGUUUGUCUUUUAAAAAAGUAGUAUCACCUGAUGUCACUUCCUCUGUUGCUUACUGUGUUAUGUGUGUCUCCUUCUGCAUUUUAAUACCUGUGUUUAUGUGAAAGGAUUUUGUUUACAUCCUCUCAUACGUUAAAUUGUAUUGUGUACUGUCAAAAACAAUAUUUAUUUAAUUGUUUACGUCACCUGGUGAGAGUACAGUCAUAUGUCCGACAUGCUGGAAAUCGACCUUAAGUGAAACACACCACGAUGGAGUUCCAGGAGGUUUAGAAAUAAAUGGUGCCAUCAUGCACCAUACAAGGAUGCUGAAGUGAAGUGGUUAAAUGGAAUAAAGUGUUCAUUCAUUUACAUCGAUAUUUCUUCUGUGAAAAAGGCCUACAAGAUUGGUAAAUCAUUUCCAGAUGCGUCUUGUUAGUUGAGUCAUUGGUAUAAUUUCACUGUUCCUUGUGUGCAUUUUGUUAAGUUUUCCUUUUGGGAAAAUAUAUUUUUUUAACCGUUCAAAAGAUUUUUUUUUAUAGAUGUUGAAAAAAAUAUUGAAAUAAACUUUAUUUACUAGCUGAA